AUGUUCAGCAGCUCAGGAUCCAGCAAUGGCACUUCAGUGGAACUAGCCGGUGCACUCUCUGGAGGAUCGCUUCACAUUACAGGCUAUCAUUUUAGAACAGUAACCACCAUGAGCCUGGCGCUUGGGGACAAUGUCAACUAUGUGUUCGGUUACAGAUUGUCCGAUAAAACAGCAGUGGUAGCCAAAGUAUCAGUAGCGAGUUUGCAGCUUGAACGAGAAUUCUACAUUAUCAAGCGACUAUAUCAGACAAACGAUGGCUCACACUAUCUUGUGCGUCCUCUCGAAUACAUCAAUCUCCCCAGUGGCAUGGCCGUGGCAAUUUAUGCAGAUGAAGGAUGCAACUAUCAACAAAAGCUAGACGACGCGUAUACGACUACUAUCAGCGGUAACAACUCUUCUGCUUAUGCAUCAUCAUCCUCCACAUCCAAUUCAAGCGCAACAUUGACCACAGCUGCUGCUGGUGGUGCUACCUAUUCCAUGGAUGGUUCCAGAAGUGUCAGCAGCAGCAAUAGCAGCGGCAACAAUAGCAACAAGCAUGGAUUUUGGCGUAAACAUCAUCUCCAAAGCAACAGCAGCAUCCAAGUCUUUUCCCAGGAGACAACCACGCCUUAUGACUUGAGCACCUUUUUACGAUUUGCUAUCCAAUGCACCGAUUGUCUUGAAUUUAUCCAUCGUCACAGCACGUUCCAUGGUGAAGUACGAUUAUCAGCAUUUCAAUAUCAAAACGAUCGCGUCAAACUAUGGAAUUUUGGAUCGAAUGCGCGUACAUGUGAGAAGUAUUUGACAAGCGAAGGAUGGAGAAAGACGGCGAGCCAUCGAGAAGCCAUUGAGCAAUUAUUGGUGUACAUGAGUCCAGAGCAAACAGGUCGUACUACGUACACUGCUGAUCAUCGUUCCGAUAUUUACUCUCUCGGCAUUGUGUUUUUCAUUUUGCUCACUGGACAAACGCCUUUUGAUGGUGGACCCUUGGAGAUUCUCAAUGGCAUUCUCAGUCGCAAAGUUCCUUUGGUGCACGAGGUACAGCUUGAUGUGCCUGAAAUUGUGUCAUCCAUCGUUGAGAAAAUGACAAACAAGACGCCUGAUGAUCGAUACUCAAGCAUGCAUGGAAUUCGAUCCGAUCUUAAGGAAUGUUUAAGGCGACUUACAUCGGGUGCUUAUUCUGAGCCAAUUGCCCCUUUUGCCCUAGCACAACAUGACAUUGCCUCCGUCUUUACGCUGCCGAAAACGCUCUAUGGAAGAGAGGUUGUCAUUUCCGAAAUGACAUACAUCAUCGAACGACACAUGACCUACUAUUCCACCAAUAACACUCCACGUUCCACGACAGCAGCAGGAGCAGCAGCACGGUCCAGUAAACGUAGUAGUCGUCCCAUGUCCCAUUCCAAUAGCCCUGCUGCACCGCCACUGCAAUUAAGUUCAUCAGCUGCCACUCAUCAUUCAGCAGGAGGUGAUACAACCACAACGACAACUAGUACUUCAGCAAGCGUAUCCUGUGCCACAUCAUCGUCAGCUGCUGCUGCAUCUGAGUAUGGGGAUCCAGUGGUGCAUGAUUCUUCUGGAGCCCCAAGUCAUUACAGCAGCCCAUUAGGUGACAUUGAAAGUGAUGCAAGUAGUCGUAUCAUGGCUGGUCCAGGACGACAAACGACAACAUUGGUUGGUGUCUAUGGUCCUGGUGGUAUCGGCAAAUCCACAUUGUUUCGAUCAAUACAACCCACAGCGCGCAAAAAUGGGUAUAUUGCCACUGCCAAGUUUGAUUCAAGAAACAAGGUGCCCUACGUGGGUGUGCUUCGACCGCUAUCACAAAUCUUGCAACAAAUCCUAUCAGAGCCUGAAGAUGAAGUUCGCAUGUUCAAUGAUCAUUUGAAAAUGGCGCUGGGUGCUCAUUUUUCCAAUAUCAAUACGCUUGUUGACCUUGUCCCUGAGCUGAAGACACUUGUUUAUGGAACACCCGAUCCCACCACCACCACCACCACCACCACCAAACAACAACAACAUGCAGCAACCAAUACAGCAACAGCAGCUGCUGCAGCUGACUAUGCCAGUGCAGUUGACAAUAUAGAAGCACGCAACAGAUUCCAGAACGUCUAUGUGGAAGUCAUGCGAGCCAUAUGCCAAUGGCGAAUGACAACUUUGUUUCUGGAUGACUUGCAUCAAGCUGAUGAACCCUCGUUGGAUUUGUUACAGGCGCUUAUCAAUUGCAAGGUCAACGUGCUUGUAUUCAUCUCCUAUCGCGACCAAGAGUUAACAGAAGCACAAGAAGCGCUACUGCACAAUGACGUUGCCAACAUACAGCUACUCAAGAUUGAGCCACUCGACAAAUCCUCCUUGCUUGAUCUAUUAUGCGAUGUCCUUCAUCGACCCCGUGAAAAUACGGAGGCACGUGACGAAUUACAACCCCUGGCGGAGGUGAUUGAUCGACGUACCAAAGGCAACGCAUUCUACGCAACACAAUUCUUGCAAACACUUGAACGCAAAAAGUUGAUAUGGUUCGAUUGGGAAGCGAGUGAAUGGACCUAUGAUUUGAAAAAGAUCGAGGAGAGCACGUUGCUUAGUAACAUGAAGGCGGACUCUCAGCUGGAUGUGGGGUUCAUGGUUGCCAAGCUUAAGGAGUUAUCGCGUGAUGGUCAACAUUUAUUGAAGCUUGCAUCCUCUGUCGGUGACUCUUUUUCUUGGGAAAUGGUGCGUACGCUCAUGAUGGAUUGUGAACUCGACGAUGAGAGCGUUAGCGAAGGCGACAGCAGCACCAGCAGUAUGCGGGGCGAUGAUGAUGACGACGAUGAUGACGAUAGCGUAUACACUUCACUAUCAGAAGAUAGCAGCAACACACGACAAGCAUGGGCUAAUGAAUGGGAUGAUCGGCCGAGAAAAGUGCGUCCACCCAAUCGGCCUACAAGCCGUCUACAGAAUACGUCCUUUGGAAGAUCCACCGAUACAGGCAGGGUUGACCCUAUUAGUGGAUUACAUGCUGUACUCCAAGAAGGCUACGUGGUGCAAGUUGGCACGGAUGAAUUCAAAUGGAGUCAUGAUCGAAUUACUCAAGCAGCAACAGAGCUCAUUAAGCCAAAGUCGAGACAAAAGAUCCAUUUCAAGAUUGCGCAACAUUUGAUGCAAGGUGAACAGGUGGAUACUUUGCUUACGGCCGAGCAUUUACUCAAAUGUACCGAUCUUUUGCUACUUGUUCCUGACAAGGCGCCGUAUCGGCAAUUGAUGAUCAAUGCUGGCAACAAAGGAAUGACAUCGGGUGCUCAUAGCAUGGCCUUUGCAUACUAUAAGCUUGCUCUUGAGCUGGGUGAUCCUGAAACCGAAUGGAACGAUGAUAGCUAUGCAACGACAAUUCAACUGUAUUCGAAUGCACUCGCUAUGAGCUUUAUCAAUGGUGCCUAUGAGAUCAUGGAGCGAUUACUUGACACCGUGUAUGCGCGAGCACGUAAUCCCCUUGAUCGUGUCACUGCUUAUCAGAUCCAGUCAAGAUAUUACUUGGCGCUCAAGAAACCAGAUGAAAGCCGUGACACCUUGUUAGAAUGCUAUCGCGAUUUGGGCUUCAAAGACCUCACAUUUUCGCUCACUUGGGAUAUGAUACAAGAAGAAUACAGCAAAUUGGGGCGACUCAUCGACCAAGUUGGCAUAAACAAGCUUCCCACAAUCGAGCGUUCGGAUGAUCCAUUUCUUUCGGCAUCAUUGUACAUCACCGAUGAGCUGCUUCAUGUGAUGUAUUGGACCGGGCAAAAGCAAGAAAUGUACUUUUUGGCGUGCCGCAUGUUGAACCUAUCGAUCGAGAGGGGUAUGACACCUUUUACGGGCAGUGCAUGUACUAUCGUUGGCAUGGGCUAUGUGGAUCUUUUCAAGCGAUACAGCUUUGGAGAGGAAAUUGGAAGAAUUGGCACUGUCUUGGCUGACAAGUAUGGUGGAAGCUAUGGACGAGGAAGAUCAUACAUGAUGUAUAGCAUGUUUUGCUGCCAAUGGAAUCAUCACAAUCGGGAAUCCGUCAAUUGGUAUUCGGCUGGUGCCUCACUUUCGCACUGUGCUGGUGAUCGUAUUUUUGCUCAGUACCAUGAAGUCAUGCUUGCGGUGACAAUGCUUCAUUGUGGAUACAAUUUGGCCGAUGUAUUGCGACAAGCUGAGGAUACAUAUCACGACAUUCACGCAUGGUCAUCCAAGAUGAUCAACUUGAUGAAGAUCAUUGCUAUCGUGCGGGUGGUAAAAGCACUUCAAGGUCGUACCUAUGUGGACACACCCAAUGUCUUUGAUGGCGAUGAUGGAUUCAACGACGCUCACUUUGUACAAGAAACAUGUCGACAACACGCUCAUGCCGAUGUUGCAUUGAAUUGGUACGAGUCAUACAAGUUGCUUGCAUUGGUGCUUUAUGGUUACACCGAUAAAGCUAUCGAGGUCGGCCAUUUCUGCUACAACACGAUCCAUUGCAAUCCAUGUGUCAAGAGCACCCGAGAAUCCUUGUUUUAUUACUCGCUCGCAUUGAUUGAUAAGAUCCGACAAGGUGUCAGUCUUGACAAGCGUGAGGAGUAUUUGGCUCAAAUCAGGCUGAAUCAGGAGAUCUUGCACGAGUGGGUGGUACACAGCCGAAUCAACUAUGUCAUGUAUUGGACCUUAGUACAAGCCGAGUUGGCUUCACUUGAUGGUGGACCUACAAGUGUUGUGGAAGCGAUUCGCUUAUAUGAAGAAGCCAUGAACCAAGCUCGAGAAGGUGGAUGGUAUUUUAUUCUCAGCGUUGUGCAUGAAUACGCUGGCGCAUUCUACAGCCGUGUUGGCAUGCAUAACCUUGCGUAUGGAUUGACCAAAAAGGCCAUUGAUUUGUAUACAAUGCAUGGAUCGUAUGGCAAAGCACGCCAUCUCAGUACAAAGUUUGCAACCCUCUUGGCCGAAUACAAUGAUGAUCGACGAGAGUGUAGAGAAGCUGGUGUUCAGACUGAUCCAACACCCUUUUUGGAUGGCAAGACUUGGAGCUCUGCUACUUCAUCAUCACCCCAUCCUGGAAGAGAUGAGCCGCCAUGUGCCACUUCCACCGAAAUUAUCCCACCCGUGACCACAGAACAAACACUGAUGACGUUGGAUAUUAUUGACAUGGCAUCUAUCCUCAAAAGCUCUCAAGUACUUGCAUCUGAAGUAAAGUCGGAUCGAUUGUUGACAAGGAUGAUGACGAUUAUUCUCGAGAAUUCGGGUGCUGAUUCUGGUGUGAUCAUUAUCAAGGAGGAGAAGAACACUCCGAGAAAGGAAAAGGAAAAGUAUGGCAUUGGUGCCUAUGGGUGUCAGCAAGAAGGUGAAACUUCUACGACGUAUGAUCCACCACGGGAAUUGAGUGACAAUGAUGCAAUGACUUCGAGUCGGAUUAUUCACCAUGCCAUCAAUACACGUGAGAAUUUGUUUAUCCCUGAAGUUGCUCGCGAUCCACGUUUUGCAGUCGGCCCUUGGUUUGAGAAUGCGGGGAACAAGUCGGUGAUUUGCAUGCCUAUCAUUCACAGAAACUCUGUUGUUGGAUGUCUGUUUAUCGAGGGCCCAGUUGGCAUAUUUACACGACGCCAUAUUAUGGUUCUCAGCUUGUUGUGUCAACAAAUGGGUAUCUCGCUUACCAAUGCCAACCUCUUCAAAUCGAAUCAACGUGUCACGGCAGCCAAUAUAAGAAUGAUUGCAAUGCAAAGCCAAGCAUUGGACGAUGCAAAACGAAGCAAGGCUGAGGCUGACAAGGCUACCCGAUUGCGUGAAAUCUUUUUGGCCAACAUGAGCCAUGAGAUCCGAACCCCAUUUGCCGGAUUCUAUGGCAUGAUUUCAUUGCUUGCUGAUACCAGAUUGGAUCCGGAACAAUAUGACUUGGUUAUGGUUGCUAAAUCAUCAUGUGAGAACCUGCUAAAGAUUAUCGACGAUUUGCUCAACUUUUCAAAGUUGCAAGCGGGCAAGGUGUCUUUGGAUUUAUCGGCUGUGGUCGUUGAGGACAUGAUUGGCGACGUGAUUGAUAUUCUUAUGGCCACUGCUUUUCAAAGACGAAUCAACAUCACUUAUGCGCUUGCCAAAGAUGUACCAUCCGUUGUCAUGGGUGAUGCCAACCGGCUUAGACAAGUGCUCAUCAAUUUGUUGGGAAAUGCAAUCAAGUUUACUCAUGAAGGCGAGAUCCAUAUUCGAUGUUCGGUUGAAGAGCGUGACAAGGAAAAUGACCAUGUCAAGUUAUUGUUUGAAGUGAUUGAUACCGGCAUUGGGAUCAGCGAUGAGCAACAAAAAGUAUUAUUUAUGCCGUUUUCGCAAGUGGAUGGCAGCACAACACGUAAAUAUGGCGGCACGGGUCUGGGCUUGUCGAUUUCUUUACAACUUGUCAAACUCAUGGGUGGCGAAAUCCGUGUUACCAGCACGCCUGGUCAGGGUUCCAACUUUAACUUUUCUAUCCAAGUAUCGCCCUUGGUCAGCCAAUCUGCACAACAAGACCGGGACCUUCAUGACAUGCUUCGACAUUUGCUUGAUGUUCAUGUGCUUGUUGCAGCCAAGCACAAAUCCACCAUUGAAAUGAUUCAGAAUUUCUUGCCAGAUGUAUCAGUGGAAGGUGCAUGUAACUUUGGCGACUUUUCUGCUCUUGCUCAAGGUCAGCAACGUGGUGGUAGUACCAUGGCCGAUAAGCUUCGUCAGGUGAUCGUGAUUGAUGUAUUGCUUGCCAAUGACCCCGAUUUCAGCACAUGGCUAGAUCAAAUGUAUCGGCUUGUGGAUGCAGCUCAAUGUACCAUCGUCAUGCAUUAUCCUACCAAUGGUGGUAACCAUCAAUCGUUUAGUCGUGGUGCCGCUGGCAAUGUUCCAUUACUCGCUGAAAAUGCAGCACAUGAUAGCGACACUAGAAACCAUACGAGAUCAACAGUAUCAGUGGUGCUCAAUCAACCAUCACAGCGUCAUAAUUUAUUCGAGAGAAACAAUGUGGUUCCCAUUGCUGCCCCUGUACGUCGACAAAAAUUGCUGCGUAUCAUUCUUCGAUCCAUACAAGAAGAUCCAUCAUCAAGCAGAAGUUCUUCGCCCUAUCCUUCAGCACGACGAGGAAGUUCACGGCCUGUUUCAAAGCCUGCCAAUGAAAGUAUCACCGAACAAGAACGUGCAUUAUUCAAAACAAUGAACAUCCUUGUUGCAGAAGACAACCCGGUGGCUCAGAAGCUCAUUUACAAGCAACUUGUUCGGUUCGAUUUCAACGUGACAUGUGCUAAUAAUGGAGCGGAGGCUGUGGACAUAUGGCAAAAGCAACCAGAAGGCUAUUUUCAGAUGGGCUUCUUUGAUCACCAUAUGCCAAAGUGUGAUGGGGUUGAAGCGACCAAGCGAAUCCGCAAAAUGGAAGCACACGAGAAUCGCAGCAUCAAACUCCCCAUUGUGGCACUUACAGCGGAUAUCCAACAUAGUGCAAAAGACUUGUGCAUGAAUGCAGGCAUGAAUGAUUACUUGACCAAGCCAUUGAACCAAAGUGUCCUGGUGACGACGUUGAGACGGUUCUGUUGCCAUGGUUACCAGCAAGGAGAUAUCACCCCAUCAUCAUGA
Messenger RNA from Lichtheimia ornata, 7509 nucleotides. RefSeq lists its product as uncharacterized. Lineage: Eukaryota; Fungi; Mucoromycota; Mucoromycetes; Mucorales; Lichtheimiaceae. Gene Ontology annotation, molecular function: phosphorelay sensor kinase activity; protein binding; ATP binding. The record is from RefSeq and is a predicted model, not a curated record. The transcript is spliced from 21 exons. Bases 1 to 7509 code for a protein of 2502 amino acids. Gene Ontology annotation, biological process: phosphorelay signal transduction system; protein phosphorylation.